AUUUCGCCCGCAUGAAACCCCAAACCCUCGCCGGCAUCGCCGACGCCGCAGCAGCGCACGCGUAGCCCCGACCCCCCUUCGCCUCGCCCCCCCCCCCGGCCCCCGCACCCGCAGGCGCCCCGAUCCCGACCGCCCCGCUGCCGAUCCCGCAGGGAGCUCGACCGACGACGAUGAACGGCGCCGCGGCACCGGAGCGCUCGCCCUCGGCCUCGCCCCCGCCCCCUGCCCCGUCCCAGGCGCCGCCGCCGCCGCCGCCCUCGCCCACCCAGCCGCUCGAGUGGAGGUUCUCCCAGGUGUUCGGCGAGCGCAGCGCCGGGGAGGAGGUCCAGGAUGUUGACAUUAUCUCAGCAAUAGAGUUCAAUAAAUCAGGACAUCAUCUUGCCACUGGGGAUAGAGGUGGACGAGUUGUUUUGUUUGAAAGGACAGAUGUCAAAGAUCAUGCUUGUAGAAAAGAUGCUGAGAAAGCUGAUUAUUCUAUCAGCAGGCAUCCUGAAUUUCGCUACAAAACUGAGUUUCAAAGCCAUGAACCAGAGUUUGAUUACCUUAAGAGCUUGGAAAUUGAAGAGAAGAUCAACCAAAUAAAGUGGUGCCAAGCAGCAAAUAGCGCAUUGUUUCUGCUGUCGACAAAUGACAAAACAAUAAAGUUUUGGAAGGUCCAAGAAAAGAAGGUAAAAAAGGUAUCUGAGAUGAAUUUGGACCGUACAACUGCUCCUGCAAAUGGUAGUCCUAGUGGUGUGGGCUAUCUGAGCCCAUCUCUCGUUAAUGGCAAUGCUUUAAAGCCUGGUGGAUUUCCAUUGCUUCGCAUGCCUGUGGUAGUUACAAGCCAGGAAACAAGUCUUGCCGCAAGUUGCCGAAGAGUAUAUGCUCAUGCACAUGACUACCAUAUAAACUCCAUAUCAAAUAAUAGUGACGGUGAAACAUUUAUAUCAGCUGAUGAUUUGCGGAUAAAUCUUUGGAAUUUUGAAAUCAGCAGUCAGAGUUUCAAUAUUAUUGAUGUUAAGCCUACAAACAUGGAGGAUCUAACUGAGGUGAUAACAUCUGCUGAGUUCCACCCUACUCAUUGCAAUACAUUAGCUUAUAGUAGCUCAAAGGGUUCCAUUCGGCUUGUUGAUCUGCGGCAGUCAGCACUUUGUGACACUCAUUCACAAAUCUUUGAGCAGCAUGAGGCCCCAGGUUCAAGAUCAUUUUUCACUGAGAUUAUAGCCUCAAUUUCGGACAUAAAGUUUUCCAAGGAUGGGAGGCAUAUUCUCAGUCGUGACUACAUGACUCUGAAGCUUUGGGAUGUUAAGAUGAAUUCUGGCCCAGUUGUAACAUUCCAGGUUCAUGAGUAUCUAAGGCCUAAGUUAUGUGAUUUGUAUGAAAAUGACUCAAUUUUCGACAAAUUUGAAUGUUGUCAAAGUGGUGACGGAUUACGAGUAGCAACUGGUUCCUACAGCAACAUUUUCCGCAUGUUUGGUGUUGGUACUGGUAGCAAUGAGGCAACAACACUUGAAGCAACUCGAAACCCGACAAGGAGACAGCUCCAGAAUCCCACAAGGGCUGCCAGAUCCCUGAAUACUCUGACAAGGGCUGUUAGACGAGGUGGAGAAAACACUGGAAUAGAUGCCAAUGGAAAUUCCUAUGACCUCAGCACAAAGUUGCUCCAUUUGGCUUGGCACCCAUCUGAAAAUCUAAUUGCGUGUGCUGCAGCCAACAGCUUGUACAUGUACUAUGCAUAAACAAGCAAAUCGAACAGAGCGACAGUUUUUUUGGUGGUUGCUCCCGGUGACAAAGAUGGGUUUAGUCCUUGGUGGAUUAAAGCCGGGAGUUGCUGGAGAUUGUGUAUUUUGUGCCAGCCAGAUGCAGUUCUUUUCAGUGCCAUAUAGAGCUGUCCAGAGUCCAAGAGGAAGUGACUCGAUCAUUCCCGGGAAGCAGCUUUGAUUCUGAUUAAAAUUUUUUGUGGGGAAAGGCUUGUCUUUCCCCCAUAGGUUCAUUUAGAUUUAAAGAUAAAUUCUAGUUCGACAACAUUUGGGCAUCUGUAGUAGACGCUGAUAAGGGGAUGGUCAACCGUUGUAUUCAUGUUGGAGCAUGGGUCUGUAACUUCAGGAUGGGGGUUGAGGCUUUCGAUAAUUUUAUCUUAUUACAGAUUGACCGUUUCCCCCGUUAUCUGGGGCUCCUUAUUUUCCUCUAGAAUGCCAGGGCCAUUGUCGUGUUUUAGCGGAACUCUAGAAUAGAUCCCAUACUUAUUGUCAUUUUGUUGUAUGUACAUUUUAAAAUUGGCGGAAAUGCCUCUGCUUUUAUUAGCCUCUGCUUUCAUUUA
Panicum virgatum (switchgrass) is the source of this 2299-nucleotide messenger RNA. RefSeq names its product serine/threonine protein phosphatase 2A 55 kDa regulatory subunit B beta isoform-like. Bases 171 to 1718 code for a protein of 515 amino acids. Gene Ontology annotation, molecular function: protein phosphatase regulator activity; protein binding. Gene Ontology annotation, cellular component: protein phosphatase type 2A complex; cytosol. The record is from RefSeq and is a predicted model, not a curated record. The transcript has 14 exons. Lineage: Eukaryota; Viridiplantae; Streptophyta; Magnoliopsida; Poales; Poaceae. Gene Ontology annotation, biological process: peptidyl-serine dephosphorylation.